Molecule: messenger RNA, 1437 nt
Organism: Drosophila willistoni
Lineage: Eukaryota; Metazoa; Arthropoda; Insecta; Diptera; Drosophilidae
Exons: 2
Coding region: 366-1307 (313 amino acids)
Molecular function (GO): DNA binding
Source: RefSeq, a predicted model, not a curated record
CGCGAACGUGUGCGAGUUCGUGAGUAAAACGCGCGAGUAAUGUCGUGAAAAUAAAUUUUCUUCCAAAUUUGUUAAAAAAGACACAAAAAUCUGGAAAAACAAUAACAAUACACUGUGAAACCUCCAGUGAAACAAUUCUACCGACCUUUUUCCAUAAUUGCACUUCAUUCAAUUUGAAGCCCAAAGAAAACAAGCACAUAAAUAACCAAAAUUGCAGAGUACCUUAAACAAAAGCGUCACUAUCGCGUUUAUAUUGUCCAGAAGUUAACAAAUAUAUUAACAACAACAUAAGUAGGCAACAAAAGAACAAAGCUGCCCGAAAUAGGAAACAAUAAAAAUUGUCAAAUGUCAGAAUAAACAUAAGUAUGGUUGGCAAGAACUUCAAGGCAUUGUCCCAAUUCCAUCGGCUAACCGAAUAUAUUGUACAGUGUAAACAUUGUGACAAGACGCUAUCCUCGAAGCAUACCUCGUCCAAUUUAACGCGCCACUUGAUUAGGAAUCACAAGUUACUGGCGCGAACAAUUUUCGGGGACGAAGACGUUAAGAUGCUUGCUGAGCUGCGUGAUGAGUUUGAUGUAUCUGACAUGGAGCACAUGGAACAUCUAACCGAGCCUGAGGGUGAGGGUGAGGGCGAAGGCGAGACGAAGAGCGCCGUUCGCAAUAUUAUUGGAGCACAGCAACAAUCGCAUAGGCAGCACCAAAUGGAUCCCCAGCAGCUGAAGCAAGAUCUGGAGACUUCCACUGAGCUGCGUAACAAAGUCAUCGGCAAGAAUAAUAAAAUGUGGGCUCAUUUUAUACGUAUCUCGGAAUUCAUGGCCAAGUGCAAGCACUGCGGCAAGACUCUCUCCUCGAAGCACUCCUCGUCUAAUCUGAUGAGGCAUAUUGUACGACGCCACCACAACCUGUCUAAGAAUUUGAAUUAUUCUCGUCAACAUAUGCUGACACCCAAAAAGGAGGGUUUUAGGUCUUCGGAUCCUUUGGAAAAGGUUAAUUUCGAUGAUGUGGAUAGUAUCAUUGAGAAAGUUACGGAGCAAUUAGAAGAUGAGGAACCUUUUUACGAAUAUGUAGUUGACAACACUGAAGAUGUUGUGGACAGAAGUGCCCACGAUCAGGAGCCAGCUGACAUGCACCACAUUAAUCAGGGAGACACCUCCUCGCUGACAGAAACGACAACUCAGUUAGAUGAGAAACUGAAAGCAGAAACAAUAUAUUACAAUGAAAUGGCCGAGUUAGCUCGGGCAAAGCGCCGGCUCAUCGAUCUGCAGACCAAAAAGCUGCUUCUCGACAUGAAUGUGGUGGAGAAUUAACAAAAUCGUUUUAUUAUUUUAACAUUAACUAGCAAUAAUGGUUAAACACGGAUUAUUCAGAUUAUGAUACUAAACACGCAUUGUUCACAUCAUAUGAAUUUCGAACAGAUUAAAAUCAUUAAGGACAGAA